AGAGUAGCAUUGAAAAAAAUCAAUGCAGCAUCGGCAUGCUGCAUUUAAUUUUAGCAAUGCGGCAUCGUUUCUGAAGUGAAAAAUCGGUAUUGCAUGGCAUUGAUGCGCAUCGAUGCCAAUUUGGCAUCGCCCGAGCACCGGUGCCCAUCGAUCUUUGGCGAUGCCAGUGACACAGGGCAUGGCAUGCGCAUCGCCGAUGCCAAUCAUUUUUUUUGCGAUGCCGCAUCGAAUUUUUUUUUGUAGGGUUCCCACAUACCCAUUGGCAGUACUGGAGUCAAACAUGUAUAAGUAAUGUCGAUUAUUGACGAAUCAGCUUUUUUCUAAAAAAAGGGACUAAAAUAAAGAAAAAACAAUGAGCGUUGAAUGGAAAUAGCUAUCGAGAGUUGCUAAACAAGAAGUGAAUGAAGUAUAUUCUGUAAUGUAGAGUAGAAGCCAACUUAUUCCCCCUCUCCCCCCCCCCCAAUACAAUAAUUAUUGUUAAAUUAUUUAGUCCGUCAGUAGCAAAAAGCUUAUUAACAAUGUUUUUAAUAAGAAUUUUGAACAGAGUAUCAACUAAGCAUGCACGAAUCCGAUAGUUCGGUCACCAAACUUGGUCGGACUGAUAACUUGAUGCGACCGAACGUAUUUGGACGAAGACUGCAAAUACGAUAGUUUAUAUUUUUCUCAGCGGAGAUAUCGGCGACAAAGUAAAUCAAUCUGCUGCAGAGACCACAUUAGCAAAAGUAUACUUUAGUUAGAGAAUAAAUAAAAUAUACUGGAAACUAAAGGUACUUCGAACUUACUGUAAUACAACAAAUAUAAAGUUGCUGCUCUGAUUCAAACUUUUCUUUACAUGACUAUGUAUGGCUACAGCUUAAUCAUGGCUGUUUCUUCGUUUGAUAUAAUCUUCUUAUCAGAAAACAUUUGGACACAUUUCUUACCAUUUCUUUACUGAAAACCGUCCUAGUAAUGAGUCUAUCUCUAUUUCUAUGCAAGUCAAGUAGGAAUCGAUGAAUCUAGGUCAGACGUGCUCGAUUACAAUUACAAAAUAUAAAGUUCAAACAUUGCUAUUACCUGUAGAAUUAAGAAUUUUAGAAUUCUGAACUUUACAUGUAUGUAAAGUUCAACUUUACUUGUUCAGAAUUCUAAAAUUCUUAAUUCUAGGGGUGAGUGUGAGGGUGAGCGUGAAUAUGCAACUUUACAUGUAUGUAAAGUUCAGAAUUCUUAAUUCUACAGAUAAUGGCAAUGUAUGAACUUUACAUUUUGUAAUUGUAAUCGCGCAGCCCUCAUCUAGGUAGAAAAAAAGUGGUUGCUUCCUACUAGCCGUCAAAAAUAGCCGUCAAUUGACGGCUAGCAGGAAUUUUGAGUAGUGAAACUCAAAAACGCUUCUUAAGUGUAGAAAAACUGGUUUGUUUCGUAGUCAUUCUGAGUAUCAAAAGGCGGUGUUCUUUCUUAGAGAAUGCACUAAUCUCAGCAGUUUUCUGAUGUUUAGGCUCAAUUAAACAUGUUAAUUGUGUGGAAAUCUCAUAAUAAAGUUCCGCAGAAGUGAGAACUUCCGGAACAUGAUGCAAUGAACGAAAAUCAUUUACGCUCGGUUAUACAUCAAAAUUUUCAUUCAUUUCUCACUUCUCACUCCUUUCAAAAUUGCUGUUCGAACAUAUCAGCUCCGUUCGAAAGAACUUUUCAACAGUUCCUAUGACAGGAGUUGAUAUGGAACUGUCAUACCUCUAUAAAUCACAGUGUCCUAAUCAAAAGGACAUGCUUAUCUAUCCAGAAUUAAUCUAUUCGUCACGGUUUUAACUGAGUGUUUUUUCACUGACUGUGUUUGUUCACAGUCAGUCGAAGAAGAUUGAAAACAUAUUUUCAAGCUCUUUGCCUUCUUGAAUGAAUAUGUAUUAUCUGUUGUGAUUUAUUCUAGAUGCUACAUUUUAUGCUGACUCAUGCUCGUUUUGUCUUAUUUGUUUAUUGUUUACAUUUAUUCGCUUAUCUCCUGUUUAUGCAAGGUUUAUUUCCAUCAACAAAUAAAAUUCAAACGAUAGCUAAUCAGUCUUGUUGGGGUAUUAUGUGUCUCGUUGAUGACAGUUCAACACCACCCCCACUAUUUGAACGUUUAAUUUUGGUCGUUAUCGAUGCAUUAAGAGAAGAUUAUGUAUUCAAUUCAUCCAUUUCACAUUUAAAAUAUGUUCAUCAUUUAUUGAAACAGAAACAACAUGCCAUAGGGUUUAAAAUCAAAACACAAACACCCACUGUUACACUACCAAGAUUAAAAGCUCUUAUAUCAGGUACAAUACCUGGUUUUUGGGAUAUAUUAUAUAAUUAUAAUUCAACGGCGAUCGAUACCGAUAAUUUUCUUCUGCAAUAUCGUCGAAAAUAUCCUGAGAAGAAAAUCGUUUUUUAUGGUGAUGAUACAUGGUUAAAAUUGUUUCCAAACAUGUUUGAUCGUCAGGAAGGAACAACAUCUUUUUUUGUAUCCGAUUUUAGAGAGGUUGAUGAAAAUGUGACACGUCAUUUAGAAUUUGAAUUUGAAAACAAUCGUAACGAUUGGUCUAUACUUAUUUUACAUUAUUUGGGUUUAGAUCAUAUUGGUCAUUUUGCUGGAAGUAAAAAUUCUUAUAUUGAUGAAAAAUUAAUAGAAAUGGAUCAUACUUUAUCAUAUAUCUAUCAGAAGUUAAAAGAAACAGAUUUACUAUUGUUAACAGGCGAUCAUGGUAUGGCUGAUCAAGGAGGACACGGUGGAGCAUCAUACGAAGAAAGUCAUGUGCCCGCUGUAUUCAUUAGUCCACAAUUUGACAGAUAUGAAAAAUUAUUACUACAAGAUGAAUCCAAAAUUUGGUUACAAAUCGAUUUGACUCCUACUUUAUGUUCAUUAUUUCAUCUACCAGUUCCAUCAAAUAAUUUAGGAAUUCUAAUUAAACCUCUCAUCGACAUAUUCUUCAAUCAAAACAUGAAAACAUGUCUUAUUAACGAUAACCAACGACAACUAAGUUUAAUCAUUAAUAAAUACAGUGAUGAUGUACAACAAGAUAACAUUCAAGCAUUAUCUGCCUAUGAUUUAUUAAAGAAAAUUCGCGAUAAAGCUAUACAGACAUCCAGUCAACAAACUAUCCAACAAUUAUUAUUAGGAAUGGCAUUAUUUUGGUGUAGUACUAUUGCUUUAAUAAUUAUUCACUUUAUAGAAAUUAAAGAUUUUUCUAUAUUAAUUCACUCAUUAUCAAUUUAUAUUGGCUCAUGUUUAUUUAUUUUUUAUUUACUAUUAUUGAGUGACAAGAGUAUUAGUUCCAUUGUAAUUCAUUCAUCGUCAUUUAUUGGCCUCUAUUUAUGUUUUGAAUUUAUUCGAAAUAGUAUCAUCGUUAUUAAAACAUUGAGAAUAAAUAAUCGUCAAAUGAAAAAUACAAAUAAAACUCACUCAAAGCUUAGAAUGCUGUCUAGCUAUUGGUUGUUCUAUUAUCCAUCGUUACAUCUAUUAUCAUUAUUAUCAAGUAGUUUUAUUGAAGAAGAACAUCAACUUUGGUAUUUAUUCAUUCAAACAUUCUUGAUACUUGCAUUACGAGAUAUUUGUGUACAAUUAUCUUCCAAUAAGCGUAACAUUAUUUUAAUGCUGAUUACAAUAACAUUUAUAUUUCGUUUACUUCGUUCAUGGAAUCAAACGGGAAAUAAAUGGUUGACACAACCGGACAUAGGAGAUUAUUUAAAUAGGUUCGUUUUUAUACAAAUAUUUAAUAGUCUUUGA
Molecule: messenger RNA, 3709 nt
Organism: Didymodactylos carnosus
Lineage: Eukaryota; Metazoa; Rotifera; Eurotatoria; Philodinida; Philodinidae
Source: the annotation of a GenBank genome assembly